CAGAAAAUCAGUUCCUUCGAUUAAAAUACAAGAAUCGGGUAGUAUUUUAUAGAUCAUAUGCUCACUGAGUUGGAGUUCCCUCAAAUUAACUUUUUGUAUUCAAACUUUGUUCUUGUAUGACAAUUUGUUCAUAAAAAUAAUAUUUUGUCCCUUUAGUCCCAUGUUUUUUAAUGGAAACGCUUCUUAAUUUUCCUCAAUAAUGGGAUUAGGUAUUUUUUUUUGGAUAAAAUGCUCAAUUUGUCCCGCUUUGAAACAUCCAUAGGGUCUUUGAAUUUGUUUUUUGAUUGAUGCCAGUUGUUUUGGCCCAACCCAGAAAUUACGGAGACAAAGCUGGGCUCAAUUUCGGAACGUGGAUGCUUUUCAAUGUACCAGGAAUGCUCAUCAAUGUUGCCAUCGCCUGGUUCUGGCUCCAGAUCAUGUUUUUGGUGGACUGGCGGUCGUACGUGUUCUUCUGGCGCAAGAAUAAGGCCGACCCCGCGGUGCAACGAGAGCUGGACUCGAAGGAAAAGGCGGCGAACAAGGCGGCGGCGCAGCUGAUCCGCGACAAGUACGCCGAGUUGGGUCGCAUGACGUUCCACGAGGCCUCAGUACUGCUCCUGUUCAUAGUACUUGUUCUCCUCUGGCUCUUCCGAUCGCCGCAGUUCGUCAAGGGCUGGUCGGAUUACUUCACUCAGGACAUUUUCCCGCCCAAAAACGUCACUGUGGGCGAAGGAGCCUCUGCCAUAUCAAAACCUUGGAAGCUGGAAAUAGAUGACGCUACUCCAGUGAUGCUCAUUGUUCUGCUCCUGUUUUUAAUCCCAGCCAGACCGAAUUUCUGGUGGUUUCGCGACGAUUCCGACCCUGAAAAGCCGUUGACUAGUCCAUCCCUGCUUGAUUGGAAGGUGGUUCACGAGAAACUUCCUUGGGGAGUCAUGCUGUUGCUUGGGGGAGGUUUUGCUAUGGCAGAAGCCUCUGAGCAGUCAGGCUUGAAUGCAUGGCUUGGGUCACAACUUGCAAAACUCAACUACUUGAACCCUGGUUCUCUGGUUUUCUUGAUCACUCUGAUGACAGCCAUGAUCACAGAGGUUGCUUCCAACACUGCUACUGCUACUAUUCUCAUGCCUGUUUUGAUCAAUCUUGCUAGUAAAAUCCGGGUACACCCACUGUAUUUGAUGUUGCCAGCAGCUGUGAGUUGCUCCUAUGCUUUCAUGCUUCCAGUUGCUACGCCUCCAAAUGCCAUUGUUUUCAGUGCUGCAGGGAUGAGCAGCAUUCACAUGCUAAAACCAGGGAUUUUCAUGAACAUCAUUUGUGUUGCUGUCAUCAACAUCAUGAUCAAUACUCUGGGAAAGGAGGCAGAUAGCGCGAACUGCGUUGUGUGUGAGGGAGAAAAUGAAAGAUUAGAUUUUGAGGAUCAAGCCUGCAAAAACAAAGGCCAUGGAGUUUUCUGGAUCCAUUGUGGCGGCCUCGGAACUGGUUCCUGUAAUGGAAAGCUGCUGACCCUGUAUAACCUGUUCGUAUCUGACUCAGAGACUUUUACCGGCCAAGUCCCAGAACCCGGGCGUCUCUUCCUUGUUACCCUGACUGACGAUGCGAGUCCACCGAGAGCUACGAGGAGCACGACCUACUUCUGCGUGGACGAUGAUUACGUUUACAACAAUUUCUACAAAGAUUUCGGACCACAUAGUCUGGGUGUACUUUACAAGUACUGCCUUCGUAUCAACGAUUUAUUGGAGUUGUUCUCUCGAAAGCGCGUUGAAGAAGUUCUGUCUCGAAAUUUAGAAGACAUGCUCUUGGAAAGCUUUCAUUUCCGGCAUCGCGGAGGUCGCCCACUAUCCGGGAACCACACCCAUACAGAGUUUACCACGGACAACCCAUGA
Messenger RNA from Notodromas monacha, 1856 nucleotides. Lineage: Eukaryota; Metazoa; Arthropoda; Ostracoda; Podocopida; Cyprididae. The record is from the annotation of a GenBank genome assembly.